AUGCCAAUACAGCUGUGGCCGCAUGAGGGCUUCAUUGAGGGACCCGGCAAGUCCCUCUCUCUCCUGUGGGGCGACGUGCUGCGCCUGCUGCUGCUGUCAACACCCCGUCCCACCCACUCAUCGACACUCCCUCUUCUUCUCCGCAUCCCCUCCACUCCAAUACAGCUGUGGCCGCAUGAGGGCUUCAUUGUGGGGCCCGGCAAGUCCCUCUCUCUCCUGUGGGGCGAUGUGCUGCGCCUCUUGCUGCUCACGUGCCGAGAUGCCUUUGACCCCCACGCCCUGCAAGGGGAGGGAGGGCUACCGAGGGCUAAGGUGCUUUUCCUCCUCGCCCGUCUGUUACUGGAGGAGCGACACACAGCCGAAUUUCUCUUCAGAUGCGACCCUGCCACUUUCCUGAUGCACUCACUCGAGCCUCCCAGCCCCUCGUCACCUGCCAUAUCACCUCAUUCCCCGCGCUCACCAUCCCACCCCGUAUCCUCCAUGUCUCACGCAUUCUUCAACAUGGCAGUAGCCGUCCUCUCCCUCCCUCUCCCCCCCACGUCCACACCCGCCCAACCCUCCUUCAACACACUCCCUCCCUCCGUCUCCCACACCACCUCCAACCCCCCCUCCGCCUCCUCCUCCUCCUCCUCAUCCGCCUCCUCUCACUCCUCCUCCACCUCCCACUCCUCGCUCUCCUCCACUCCCUCCUCCUGUCAACCCCCUCCCUCAAUGGACCCUGACGCGCUAGUGAGAGCAGCGGUGGUGGUGUCGCUGGUGAUCAAUUUCGCGCGCACCAAGGGGACAGCGCUCAGCACGGCAACAGUCGACUGGUUUGGCCUCUGGCGGUCGCUCAUUCGGACCUGUGAUUGGUGCCGCGCGGAAAGCAAUUUCCAGCGCCCAGGAGUGCCAGAGGUGGCCGAAAUAUCCCUAGGCCUACUGGAAGCAUGCGUGGGUGCGGGGGCAGACCUGGUGGGGGGUUCAGGGAUUCACACCGGAGGGAGCAGCGUGGGAGCGGGUGGGUGUGACGAUCUGCAGAUGCUGCACGCGCUGCUGCUGGCGCACAUGGGGGUGUUUGAAGGGCUUCAGGCAACAGCUGAGAGGAUCACAUUUGGGGCAGCGGCUAAAGUGUCAAUCACUGGAGGGAUUACUCUGGUGAACAUCAAAGAGCUAAGAGACCACUAUGAGGUGCAGGCUGCAGGGAUGGGUAUGCGGUUGGGCAGCAUCACAGAAGACCAAGCGCUGACAGUUAUCCGCAAGAAGGGCAUGACUGGACUCAAGGUGAAGCCACGUCAUGUGGGCCCCACACAUGUGUACUCGGAGGGCACAGCGGAGCUCCGGAUUCUCACUGCUGCCACCCGCCUGCUGGUGGCAUACCACCGGAGAAACUUUUGGUCGUUGCUGCCCAAGCUGGAGCUUGAGAAUUAUUGA
Messenger RNA from Closterium sp. Yama58-4, 1410 nucleotides. The record is from the annotation of a GenBank genome assembly. NCBI's taxonomy places the organism in Eukaryota, Viridiplantae, Streptophyta, Zygnematophyceae, Desmidiales, Closteriaceae.